AUGCCCGAAAGUCUUGCACGCAAACGCUUGACUUCUAUUGCUAAAAACGUUGCCACGUGUUCAACUCAAGCCUCGGUAUACGCCGCUUGUGUGAUUAAUCAUACUGACUUGAAAAAAGAUUCUUGUCUGAAAGAAUUUCUUGCGUUAAAAGAUUGUGUACAAAAAGCAGCAUUGAAAAAUGAUUCCGUUGCAAUCAACCCGUCAAAUGAAAGUGUUGGAUCAUAUAAAAUCGAAGGGAAAAUCAUUGUCCCACCUGGUGACAAUGCACUUCAAAACACAAGAAUUUUAGUGGAUGAAGGCCUCUAUGUUGGUAUUCCACAAGUUGAUGGAACAUUCACCAUUUGCGGUGUACCAAGUGGUUCAUAUAUUGUUUCUGUUGUCUCACCAAUGCAUGUUUUUGAGCCUGUUCGUGUUGAUAUCAAUGCUAAAGGUAAAAUUCGUGCUCGUAAAGUCAAUUUCAUUCAACCAGGCGAAGUUGUGACAAUGAAAUAUCCAUUGAAUUUCGAAACUCAUGGUAUACCAAACUAUUUUCAAAAACGUGAAGUCUAUCGUCUCACCGAUGUGAUUAUGAAUCCCAUGUUUCUAACAUUACUUGUCCCAUUAGCUCUGCUACUCAUUCUACCUAAAAUAGCAUCACAGGAUCCUGAAAUGCAACGGGAUUUACAACAAGCAAGUAAUUUCCUCCAGCCGAAUUUGAAUACGCCUGAUAUUGGUGAUAUGUUCGCUAAUAUUUUUGGUGGUCCUAAGAAGCAAAAGCCUACACAGCAACAAAUUCAAAAUGGUGCGAGUGGUGGCGCAUCAGGUCCACAACAGAGACGAAGAAACGAACCAGCGGUUAGACGUCGAAAUUAA
Adineta ricciae is the source of this 852-nucleotide messenger RNA. Lineage: Eukaryota; Metazoa; Rotifera; Eurotatoria; Adinetida; Adinetidae. The record is from the annotation of a GenBank genome assembly.